This is a messenger RNA of Suncus etruscus (white-toothed pygmy shrew), 1500 nucleotides long. It is a transcript of the gene TRIM69, whose product is annotated as tripartite motif containing 69. The record is from RefSeq and is a predicted model, not a curated record. The transcript is spliced from 7 exons. The coding region runs from base 1 to 1500 and encodes 499 amino acids. Gene Ontology annotation, molecular function: protein binding. NCBI's taxonomy places the organism in Eukaryota, Metazoa, Chordata, Mammalia, Eulipotyphla, Soricidae.
AUGGAGAUACCUACCAGCUCCACCUCUGAGAAGAAUCUGGAAGAUUCAACUGAAUUGCAUGAUUCUGACCAGAAACCCUCUAAAGUGCAUAUACAAGACUUUACUACAGAUCUACACUGUUCACUAUGUAAUGGUUGGUUCCAUGAACCACUGAUGCUACGUUGUGGUCACAACUUCUGCCAGGCCUGUAUCCAAAAUUUCUGGAAGCAGAAAACAAGGGAAACAUGCUGCCCUGAGUGUAACAUGCUAUGUUCAUAUAACAACUGCACAUUCAACCUUGUACUAGAGAAGCUGGUAGAGAAGAUGAAGAAGCUAUCUUUACUCAAGAGCCAUCCACAAUGCCCAGAACAUGGAGAGAGCCUGAAACUGUUCAGUAAACCAGAUGGGAAACUGAUUUGCUUUCAAUGCAAAGAUGUUCGGCUGUCUGUGGGGCAGUCUAAAGAUUUCCUGCAGCUCUCUGAUGCUGUCCAAUACUUCACGGAGAAGCUUACCAUUAUUCAAAGCCAACUGAAGGCACACCUGGAAGAGCUUCAGUCCCUGAGAGACAUGCAAAGUGAUGCUAUUGAAGCUUACAAGGAAAACAAGAUGGAGCUGCAGAAGCACAUCACCUUGGAGUUUCUAAAGCUGCAUCAGUUCCUGCACAGCAGAGAAAAGGUCCUUUUAAGUAAACUCCAAGAAGAGGGGAAAGCCUUGAAUGAGGAGAUGGAGUUGAAUUUGAACCAGCUUCAGGAACAGUGUGUACUAGCCACGGAGAUGUUGGCGAGCAUCCAAACACGGAUCGAACAGCAGAACUCCUUUGACUUUCUCAAAGACAUUACAUCUCUUCUGGAUAGCUUGGAGCAAGGAAUGAAAGUGCUGACAUUCAGAGAGCUUAUCUCCAAAAAGCUGAACCCAGGGCAGUACAAGGGUCCUAUCCAGUAUAUGAUAUGGAGGGAAAUGCAAUCUACUCUUUCUCCAGGUCUAUUUCCACUAACUCUCGAUCCUAAAACUGCUCACCCAAAUCUGGUGAUCUCCGAAAACCGAACCAGUGUGUGGCACGAUGACUUUAAGCAGGUAAUGCCAGAUGAUCCUGAGAGGUUUGACUCGAGUGUGGCUGUGCUGGGCUCAAAAGGAUUCACAUCUGGAAAGUGGUAUUGGGAAGUAGAAGUAGCAAAGAAAACAAAAUGGACAGUCGGAGUUGUCAGAGAAUCCAUCAUUCGGAAGGGCAGCUGUCCCUUGACUCCUGAGCAAGGAUUCUGGCUUUUAAGACUAAGAAAGCGAAAUGAUCUAAAGGCUCUCGAUUUGCCUUCUUGCAUCCUGCAUCUGAGUAACAACCUCGACAAAGUGGGAAUAUACCUGGAUUACGAAGGAGGGCAAGUAUCCUUCUACAACGCUAAAACCAUGGCCCACAUUUACACCUUCAGUAGCAUUUUCAUGGAGAAACUUUAUCCCUAUUUUGGCCCUUGCUGUAACGAUGAUGGAGAGAAUAAAGAACCACUGCACCUCUCACAUCCACAGUAG